CUAAUUAUAAUCAAUAAGACAGGGAAUGAAUGUUUUGAUUAUUGUUCAGAAUUGAGGCCGUGCAUGGUCAUUACCGCGGGGCGAAUCCAGUCGAUAAUAUCAGAAUUAUUGUAAAAGAAAACAACAGAUAUGCCCUAGUGUGAAUAAACCACUUUUUGAAGUUCGCCAACUAAACUGAUCAAAUAUUUUCAGGAAUAAAUUUUGUGACAAUUAAUGAUUUAAGAAAAGUUGAGAUUCUCGCCAUGGCGGGGAUAGAAUGCAUGUCGUUCUCGACGCUGGAUGUCCCUUCUCUGAAGUCUGGAGAUGACAGCCGCCUCAACGACAUGGAGGACGACAUGAACGCCAGUAACGGUGGGGGACGGGACAGCCCCCUGCGCCCCCCACCGGGGGCAGACGCUGGGGAAGAUAUCCUAGCCAAGCUGCGCCAGCAGAAUCAGGAGCCUUCUAAACACUCUUCAUUUGAAGAAGAUAAAAGGAAGUUAUACGAAUUAUCAGACGAAGUUAAGCGACGGGAGUUCCUUGACGACCUCUUCACCUUCAUGCAGCAACGAGGCACGCCCAUAAACCGACUACCCAUCAUGGCGAAGCAGGUGCUGGAUCUGUACGAGCUCUACAACCUGGUCGUGUCGCGAGGAGGGCUCGUCGACGUCAUCAAUAAGAAACUCUGGCAGGAAAUUAUCAAAGGCCUCAAACUUCCGUCGUCUAUAACUAGCGCCGCCUUCACUCUACGCACACAGUACAUGAAGUACAUUUAUCCGUAUGAGUGUGAGAAAAACAAGCUCAGCAAUCCUCAGGAGCUUCAAGUUGCCAUCGAUGGCAAUCGGAGGGAAGGCCGUCGGUCUUCGUAUGGUGAGAAAGCUGGGGGCUACGGAGACAUGGGACAGCCUGCGCUCAUGAACUUCCAGAACCUACAACAUUUCUCCGGCCUCCCUCGGCUUCACGGCCCGCCCCUGGGACUCGUAUCGCGUCCACAGCUCAACGGAAAUGGCAUCCCCGGCAGCGGCGGCUCUCCGCCUAGCAGCACCCAUCAGUCGGCGGUGGCGGACGCGGCGCGCCUGAGCAUCUGGAAAUUAUAUAACCAUAACUUCGCUGCUGGUGGUGGCGGGGUGCCUAAUGUUAUGAUGGGCAAUAGUAUAGGAGCUGGUAUGAUGCAGCCACAAGAUGAUGACAGGAAUCAUAUGAAUCCUCAUCACAGUCUUCUUCCUCCACAUCCUCCGCAACGCGAAGCUCUCAAUCUUGAUGUUAAAGACGAGUUCGACGUGAUGCCGCGCUCGGCCAAGAAGGAGAGCCCGCUGAGCGGCGAGGAGAGCAACGGACUCCCACCCUCCGCCAAGCGUCUCCACGAGGACGACAAUUCCGUCCGUGACAUGAUCUCCUCCUGCGCCACGUCCAUGCCAGGCUCCAAUAUUGAGAUCAACUCCCACCCCUCGGGAGAAAACAACCGUAACGGCAGCCAUCACAACGGCACUCCAACCGGCCAGUCUCUGUCGAUAAAUAUGGAAAUCAAUGGCAUUCAGUAUAAAGGCGUAUUAUGGCCACAACAUCCAUCUACAUCGCCUCCCCGCGCCUCACACCACUCAAAUGUCCUCUCAAAUAACGCACUGCUGCCUCAACUAUCAGGAUCACCCCUCAUUCCUUCCCCUGCCAGCCCUGUUGGUUUGGGCGCGUCUAGGUUCAGAUGAACCGACGCUAAGCGAUCGGUCCAACUCACGGGCCCAGCGGUCCAACUUACGGGCCCAGCGGUCCAACUUACGGGCCCAGCAGCCCUGGCAAGCAAGCAGCAGUCGUGGCGGUCACCUCACCUCAGACCGCAAGUUAUGCAUCCGUUGCUGCAAAGUUCUUUCCCGUACUACGGACUGCAUCCUAUCCUGCCAUCCUACAACGGCGCUGUGCUGCCAAGAUGCGCGCUCGACCACGCGCUCUUGUCUCAUGCGCUGAGAUUCAAGUGAGUUGUCUGAGGCUCAACAUAUCACACCAAAAGGUUGUUAAGUCGUAAUUAUGUAACUUAAAAUGUUCAUAGUUUUAGAAUUAAGAGUUGAAUUGUGAUACGUUCUUCAUGGAGUUUUAGUGUUUAAAAUCCUAGCUGAUUUUCCUGAUUUGGCUAUUGCGGCGACUUUUGUGCAUUUGUAAAAUAAUGUGUACAGAAACAUAUUUUAAUUCAUAGGAUGUAAUUAGUUACAUUGCAGUGUUCGAUUUUUUCCUUGAUUUUAGAAUUACCGAAGAAACAAUUGCAUAAAAUCAAAUCAAUAGUAAUUGAUAUAGUAGUUUGAAACUAGGUGAAAAAUAAAAUGUUGACUUUGUAAGAAAAAUUCACUUGGAAAGUAUUGUUAUUUUGAAUACAGAAUUUGCACUGAGAAUUAGAAGGCUGCUUGCUAAGUAAAUUUAGUAAUGAACCCAUCAAUAGUAAUUGUACUAAUUUGAUAUCAAAGUAUAGGUGAACCGUAAAGGUUCUCAAUGUGGCGAUUAAUUGCGCAGUUGUUUAGUUCUUAGUCGUAGAAACUCAUGGUUCAACCGAAUGAAAAUACAAUGUUCCUCUCAAUCGUUGUUUUCAAUGUGUAUACGAAUUUAAUUCUCAACCCAGAAACAGUAAUGUUUUGAAUUUAAUGAUUCUGUGAAGGCUCCUUCAAAAAUUAGUUCUAAAUUUGAGACUAUGUUGUGUUGCCUUUCUGUCUCCACGGAUUCCUUGCUGUUCACAUUUGUGUUGGGGAAACCAGAGAAACCAUUACUGGUAUGAUUUAUCAUGUUCGGUACUUAACGCUUUACGGGAGAAUAUUGAACAAUAUAACUAGUUCUAAAGUAUAAUAUAGAACAAUAGAACAAUAUAAUUCACAACCUUGCGUGGUUGCCUCUUGAUUAGGCUACCAUGGUGUUACCGUGGUAGCUGGUGUUACCGUGGUAGCUGGUGUUACCGUGGUAGCUGGUGUUACCGUGUGAGCUGUAAGUAAAACGAAAGAAAGUGACGUAAACUGAGGAGAGUUAAACGGAAUUUUAUUUUACUUGUAUCUUUUUCUGUUGAAUUAACAGCUCAAAUGUAAAGCCAUUAUACGCUGAUAGGUUCUCGCUCCUAAGUCGUAUUUAUGUGUAUGAAGACUAAGCUCGUUUUUGACCCAGGUUAUUUAUGAUUUUUUAAUUUACUGGAUUUUUUCAAUACUGUCACAAUUGAGUUAUGGUUAUACAAGGCGACAUAUUUCCCACAGUUUCCCAUGUUUUACGAAGUAGUUUAUGAUUACUUAGGAAAAACUGAAGUUUUGACGUCGGGAAUGGCUUCCUAAGCCUGUUUGUCCAUAUGUGCACAAUUUGUACAUAUGUAUUGUAGUUCUAGUUCCAUUCCAUCUUUAAUUGAUAUUGAUUUCAUGAUCCCCGUAACUUUAUUAGAAUUAAUUAUUCAAUUUCUAAAAAAGAAGAUUAGAUCUUGAAGCUAUAAGUGAAAUGUGUCGAAUAUGUCUCGCUGCCAUUUGCAGGUAGAUAAUUGUGAAUGACAGAAGUGACACAAAUUUGGAAUUUCAAAUUAAAUACAUACAUAGGCAUUGAAAAUAAAUAUAAAUACAUGCAUUGGCCUUCGGCGAAUAGAUAGUUUCAAACAUCAAAAAUUGUGCUUCGAUUUUCAAUUUGAUUUUUUCGGUUUCUUCCUCGCAACAAAUUCUCAAUGAAAAUUUGAUUGCAGCGGCGCAGCUGUGCAAUAACUCGAUUACAUUUUAUAAUCGACGGAUUGCUUUUGUGAAGUUCGAUAGCCAUAAUAUCGGUCCAUAAAAAUGUUGCUUCUAGCUGAGUCGUAGUUUGAUUUGGAUAAAACUUCUUGAAUUUCAAGUUAAUAAGUAUCAGUAAUAAGUAAGAUCAUAACACUGAAUUAUUAUUCAUGGUUGUUAGUAACAAGGUAAACUGAUGUCUGAAGAUGCAGCUGCCAGAAGUAACGUUCAUGUGAUGUUUGUUGUAAUUCAUGAACGAUUUUCUUUUGGAGCUUCUGCGUAAAAUAAACAUGAAUACUCUAGAGCUGCAACUCGCGAAAAAACGAUCACGACCUGGGGCCAUACUUUCAAAACUCGCUAAGUGAACGUAAGUACUUA
Messenger RNA from Hyalella azteca, 4064 nucleotides. RefSeq names its product AT-rich interactive domain-containing protein 3A (gene retn). Bases 243 to 1682 code for a protein of 479 amino acids. Gene Ontology annotation, cellular component: nucleus. The transcript is spliced from 10 exons. Gene Ontology annotation, molecular function: DNA binding. The record is from RefSeq and is a predicted model, not a curated record. Gene Ontology annotation, biological process: regulation of transcription by RNA polymerase II. NCBI's taxonomy places the organism in Eukaryota, Metazoa, Arthropoda, Malacostraca, Amphipoda, Hyalellidae.